Messenger RNA from Gavia stellata (red-throated loon), 888 nucleotides. RefSeq names its product hydroxysteroid 17-beta dehydrogenase 1 (gene HSD17B1). Gene Ontology annotation, molecular function: estradiol 17-beta-dehydrogenase [NAD(P)+] activity. Lineage: Eukaryota; Metazoa; Chordata; Aves; Gaviiformes; Gaviidae. Gene Ontology annotation, cellular component: cytoplasm. The transcript is spliced from 6 exons. Gene Ontology annotation, biological process: estrogen biosynthetic process. The record is from RefSeq and is a predicted model, not a curated record. The coding region runs from base 1 to 888 and encodes 295 amino acids.
AUGGAGAAAACCACGGUGCUGAUCACGGGCUGCUCCUCGGGCAUCGGCCUGGGGCUGGCCGUGCGCCUGGCGGCUGACACCACUCGCAGGUUCAAAGUGUACGCCACCAUGCGCGACCUGGCCAAAGGCGAGCGGCUGCUGGAGCGCCUGGGGGGCUGCUGCCCCGACACGCUGGAGGUGCUGCAGCUCGACGUCACCGACCCAUGCUCACUGGCAGCUGCCGUGCAGCAGGUGCAGGGGCAGCGGCUGGACGUUCUGGUCUGCAAUGCGGGGGUAGGACUGAUGGGCCCCCUGGAGACCUGCUCCGACCAAGCCAUGAAGACCAUCUUCGACGUGAACCUCUUUGGGGCCGUCCGCACCAUCCAGGCGUUCCUGCCUGCCAUGAAGCGCCGCAGGGCCGGGCGGAUCAUCAUCUCCAGCAGCAUCGGGGGGCUGCAAGGGCUGCCCUUCAACGCUGUGUACUGUGCCAGCAAGUUUGCAGUGGAGGGGCUGUGUGAGAGCCUGGCCAUUGUCCUGCAGCCCUUCAACAUCCACCUGACGCUGGUGGAGUGUGGACCCGUCAACACCAGCUUCCUGGCCAACCUGCAGCGCCCAGACCCCGAGGGCAGCGAGCUGCAGGGCCUGGACGCCGAGACGCGGGGCCUCUACCACCGGUACCUGCGGCACUGCCAGAGCCUCUUCCACGACACGGCCCAGGAGGUGGAGGAGGUCCUGCAGGUGUUCCUGGAGGCCAUCGGCACCCCCUGCCCUCCUCUGCGCUGUGUCACCACCCAGCUCUUCGCCCCACUCUCGCGCCUGAGGCUGGCCAGCCCCGAUGGCUCCGCGUACGUCCGGGCCAUGCACGACUUCGUGUUCGGCCGUGGCGAGGCCGGCGGGGACCAGCCCUGA